ACUCUCAAUCUUCUCCUUCUAAUAACAAUAAUUCGUCAUCUGGAAAAGAUAAUAACUCUUCUUCAAAUGAUAACAACAACAAUGGUAACAACAACAACAGUAACAACGACAACGACGAUGACAACAACAGUAAUAAUAACAAUAACAACGAUAACAAGUCACGUUCUCCACCAAAAUCAUCAGACUCAUCAAAAGGAGGAUCAUCUCCUCCUCCUCCUCCUCCAUUUUCUCCACCAUCACAUUUUUCUCCAAACUCUAGACCUCUUGCCCCUCCAAAGCCUCAAUCAGCAAAGUCAGACAGUAAGGAUAACAAAGCAGCACUCAGGAUCGGAGUCGCAGCUGGAGCAGGAUUAUUAUUUCUUGUCAUGCUAGUUUUCCUCAUCUCUUGUUGUAAGCGGAAAAAGAAAAGAAAGCAUGAUCAAAUGGGCUACUACAGAGACAAUUCUCAUGGAGCCAUGAAUAAUCAUUACUAUAACAACACUGGACAACAUACGAACAAUUGGCAGACUAACAACAAACUUCAAUCAACUGACCAAUUUCACAAGAUGCCUCCUCCAGGGAGUGGUCAAGUAAGUUCAGAGCAUAGUUGGCCAAUAGCACCACCACCACCACCACCGAUGAUGAGUAGUAGUGAAAUGAGCUCGGCGGCUUUCUCUGGUCCACAUCAACCUGCUCAACCACCUCCACAUCCAGCAAUGGCUCUUGGUUAUAAUCAAAGUAGUUUCACUUAUGAUGACUUAGCAGUUGCAACUGGAGGAUUUACUAAAGACAAACUAUUGGGACAAGGUGGUUUUGGAUAUGUACAUAAAGGAGUGUUGCCUAAUGGUAAAGAAGUUGCUGUAAAAAGUUUGAAAUCUAAUAGUGGACAAGGAGAAAGAGAGUUUCAAGCAGAAGUUGAAAUUAUUAGUCGUGUACAUCAUCGACAUCUUGUGUCUUUGGUUGGGUAUUGCAUUGCUGGAUCUCAAAGGAUGUUGGUCUAUGAAUUUGUUGCUAAUAGCACUCUUGAAGAUCACCUUCAUGGAUCUGGUCGUCCUCCUAUGGAUUUCAAUACAAGACACAGAAUUGCAUUAGGAGCUGCCAAAGGUUUUGCUUAUCUUCAUGAAGAUUGUCACCCUAAAAUUAUCCAUAGAGACAUCAAAACUGCAAAUAUCCUAUUGGACGAAAAUUUUGAAGCAAAGGUGGCUGAUUUUGGACUAGCUAAGCUCUCAUCUGACAACCAUACUCAUGUAUCCACCCGUAUCAUGGGAACUUUUGGGUACUUAGCACCAGAGUAUGCUUCAAGCGGAAAGCUAACUGAAAAGUCUGAUGUUUAUUCAUACGGAGUUAUGCUUUUGGAACUUAUAACUGGACGUCGUCCAAUUGACAUGGAUGGUGACGACGAUACUUUAGUUGAAUGGGCAAGACCUAUUUUAAUUCGUGCAACAGAAGGCGGAAAUUAUGAUGAAUUAAUAGAUCCACGCUUAGAGGGAAACUUUGAUGCCCAACAAAUGUUAUGUAUGGUGGCAUGUGCUGCUGCAACAAUCAGACAUUCUGCAAAAAGACGUCCAAAAAUGAGCCAGGUUGUACGUGCUUUAGAAGAUGAUGUUACCUUGGACGAUUUGAAUGAGGGAGGAAAAUUGGGUCACAGUGCAACUCUCAGUUCUGGAAGUUCUGAACCAGAUGGAGGUUCAUAUGAUUUAAAGAAAUUCAGAAAAUCCAGCAUGUCGAGUCAAGAAUACUCAAGCAGUGAGAACGGUGAAUCUCGUGAAUUUCGUCAAAACAAGAAGUAAACAAUAUAGUCCUUAAUCAAAAUUAUUGCUCUUGACAGAAAAAAGGGUGGUUACUUCAA
Molecule: messenger RNA, 1828 nt
Organism: Solanum tuberosum (potato)
Lineage: Eukaryota; Viridiplantae; Streptophyta; Magnoliopsida; Solanales; Solanaceae
Product: putative proline-rich receptor-like protein kinase PERK6
Exons: 9
Coding region: 366-1769 (467 amino acids)
Biological process (GO): protein phosphorylation
Molecular function (GO): protein kinase activity; ATP binding
Source: RefSeq, a predicted model, not a curated record